Molecule: messenger RNA, 11266 nt
Organism: Xyrichtys novacula (pearly razorfish)
Lineage: Eukaryota; Metazoa; Chordata; Actinopteri; Labriformes; Labridae
Source: the annotation of a GenBank genome assembly
AGUGAAGUCAGAGAAGAAGAUCCAUGGCAACGGUCUAUAACAAAGAUGGCGGUGUUUUGGUCCGCUGCUAACCUUUUAAAUGUAUUCUUCCUGAUCUCUACCGCCACUGAAAACGAAAAUACAACGAGUUAUCAUUUUAAUUCAACCGUUUUUGGAGACAGGAAUGAAACAUUAGUAGUUGCUGAAAACCAAACUACCGCACAGCCGACAGAGUUUGAUAUAACAACCACAGCACCGGGUUACAGCAACACCGAGGCGCCCGUUCAACCGAGCCCGUCCUCCGAGCCCCUGCCCAUCAGCGGCCGCCUGCUCACUCCUGUCACCGCCGGUAACCUCCUAUUAUUCCGCCCUGCACUGUAAAUCUGAGUUUAAAAAAACUCGAUCUGAAGACCCAAUAGGGCUCUCACGGGCUCAAAUGUUUUAAGCAAUUAUGACAGGCUAAAUAAGUUGGUGUGAAACCUCUAGGAGCUUUAAAAUCCUACAAAAGAACCUUAGAAUCAGUACUAAAAGGUACUGCAAGCUAGUGUAGAGACUUAUAAAUAAUAAUAUAACGUGGACUCUCUUUCUGGUCUUGGUCAGCAUCCUUGCAGACGAGUUCUGUAUCAGCUGAGAAAUGUUGUUUUUAUGUACACUAGAGAAACUGUUACUCUCUCGACAAUGCCCAUCUUAUUUGGUUAUUUCUCUGUUUCAGUGGACAGGUUGUGUCCCUGUGAUGAACACAGAGAUGUGUGUGAUAUUAACUGCUGCUGUGAUCGAGAGUGUGGACAGGAGGUGGCUCUGUUCACCAGCUGCUCAUUGGAGACUGUCAGGUAAGUCCAACUGUAACUGAUGAUCAUUUCCAGCAUGGAGUCGUCAGCUGAUUUUCUGCUUGAUCGAUAAACCUUAAUGCUGUAAAGCAUAAUAAAAUUUGUAGCACUAAGGCAUGAGAGGGGUGACAGAGAGGAGUGUUUUACUGAGAGAAGAUGAAACUGUAAUUUCUGUGGCAUAAUUUUGUUUAGUGUGGGCAUGACACUUCAGUCAUCUGAUUUAUACACAGACCUUUGGAAUCAGUUUGGUGGUUUUUGCAGCUUAGAGACUUUUUUUUAAAUCAAAAGGAAUAAACUUAAUUGAAAAAGAAACAAACUGAAAACCUCGGUUUUCAAAUCCACCUCUAAAUCGAAUUAUUCAUGGCACAUGUUCUGAAUUAUGAAUUAAUUUGCAUUUUCUUCAGUGCAUACACAAAACUUAUGUAAACCCUGUAAUUUCAUGUGUAACUGCAUGUGACCUACACUAACUGACUAACACAGAGAGACCCUAACAUAAGAACAUGAAAAAUGCUACAUAAUACCCACAUAGACCUGAAUUCCUGCUCUCUGCUGGCCUUUAAUGAGACUACAUGUUUAAAGCUUUUUUUCUGCACACAGUAUUAAGACUCACCCAGGGUCCUCUGUUCUUUUUCCUGCAGUGGAAACAAGCAGCUGUGCAGCCGUGAUGUAGCAUCUUACUUUUUAUGGAGUACGAUAGACGGAUAUUCAGAAAUACAGUCAUCUGUCAGGAAGGAGACAAAUUAUGACAUCUUCUGCAUUCAGUCACAGAACCGUAAGUGGUGUUUGUUUGGACAGAGCACUUUGUUAAGUAAUGAAAAUUAAGUUUUCAAACAGUUCAAGAAUCUUUGUGCUUAUACUAAAGGAUAAGGCUGGGUUUCUUUUUCUCCUCACCACAGUUAGCAGAAAACUGUUAAAUGAGAACUGACUUUUGCUCUCUGUUUGCUCUAGGUGUUGAUGGACUUUCUCACCCUUCACCUGCUCUUCCGACUGACAGCAACUUUGAUUCUCUCUUUGAAAAAUUUAACCGGUUUAUUUUUGGCUCAGAGGGAGCUGAGUCGUCCACCGCAGAUCUCCAGGUUUCAUCUGGAUACCAGGUGAGUCUCUGUUUGACUCAGGAGUGAUUCACUAUAAUGAUGAGCUUCUGUUUGGAGAAGAAAUGUCACCUGUUCUGGUGGUUGAUGGUUUCAGUUUGGAGAUGUGAUGGUGAUGGCAGCACAGAGUGGACAGAGAGGGAUGUUCAUGCUUCCAGCUCCAGGAGUCACUGCUGACUGUGUGGACAACAGUCCUGCAGGUAAAGACUCACAGAUCACAGGGACAGAGGAGCCAUGAAGAAGUUCAGUUUGUAGAGUGUGUGUCCAGCACACAGAGACUGAGUCCUGCUGCAUCAGUUUCAACCUUGACCAGCUGUGCUCUGGUGUACAUCCCCAAUCUUGUCCUCAUUAUCCUCACCUCUUUUACGCUCCUGUAAAAAAAGGCAAAAAAAAAAAGAGAUUCAGAUAAAUCACUACAGUUAACUAAUAUUAGCUGGUUGCUCAUACAUUAUCCAGUCUCUUGUUUAUUAUUCAUUAGAAGAAAAACCAUCACAUCAGCCUGAGGUAACAUAUAGUACAUAAAUUCAAACAACUUAUUGCUGUAAAUGUUGUCAGCAGAAUAAGUUCAUAAAACUGUAGCAGUUCAUCUUGUAAAGGAGAUUAAAACUCACAACUUUCUUUACUUCAUUUCUUUUUACUAACUCAAACCAAAGAAGUCUGUUAGAUUACUAAUAAGCUGUGCAGAGGUUACUCCUGGAUGUGUCAGCUGACUGCUGUCAUGAUGCAUUAAAGUUACAAACAGCACAGGACAAAGUGCAGUGCAAAUAAAGGUGAAUCAGUAAAGUCAGGUUGGUUGGAACCACACCCUGUAACAUUUUGGCCAUAAAAUGCACAACCAGCAAAGUGGUUCAAUUAUGGGUUCACAUUUAAAAGGAGGAAAUCUGUCAUUUAUUUUAGUCCUUAUGAGAUCAGUAUUUAACAUCUAUCAAAUCCACACCUUUCUGAGAAUGGUCCUAAAUAAAACGCCUCAAUUAUUUUAUUUCAACAUGUCUUACAGGAUCAUGCUCAAAAACAUCUCAAAAUGAAAACAAAACAAGAAAAAAAAACAGCAGUAUCAGUCGGGGUUUUUUCUCUCUCUCUUCAGCUUUUCUGAGGGAUCAGAGCAGUCAGUGUUCCAGGCGUUUGGUCCUGAAUCAGGACUGCGACAGUCUGCCAGCUCUCAGUAUGGACACCUACACCAACAUCCAGCUCUUUUCUGUGAGUCUAACAGUUAAACACAACAUAUACACACAGUGCCAGAAACGCUCGCUGGAAAGUGUUUUUAGUUUAUCUGUCAUUGAUUUUUGAUCACAAAUAAAGCAAUAUCUAUGUUCAAAGAUAACCUUCAGAGAAGGCAUAAGCUCUUGUUUAGUGAGUCAGUAUGAAACAGAGAAACUGUUUAACAAGAUGAUCAAGUGAUGAUAAUAUCAGUAGUAUGUAAAAUUUGUAAAAUAUGACAUAUUCCUUUAUAAUAUUUGUACCAUUAUUUUAAUAUUUCAUGUUAAAUGCUUGUAAAUAGAGAAAAAAGACUAGCAGAAUCAGCCCUUGUAUGUGUAACAUACUUGACCCGUAAAGCUGAUUCUGGUUCUGAUUCUAAGCUAAACUAUCUUUUUUUAUUUUCAGGAGAGGAGUGAAGAUGCAGCCGUGAGUAUGCUGAACUUUUGAGUUUUAUAAAAUCUGGAUCAGAUAUUAUUCAAAGAUUGAAAUUUUGAUCAAUUGCUCAGUAUAUAAUCUUUUUUUUUUUUCAGUGAGUGAUAACUUCAUUUUGUAAAUUUUAACCUCCUGCAAAAAGGUGUGGCUUAAACAGUGUCUUGAGAACCUUCUGUGAUUUUUUUGUCUGUCAAUUUCAGAUUUGACAAUUGAUUGAAAAAAUACACAGCAAGUUUCUCUUUAUGUCACUUUUGAAUGCUUAAAGCAUCGGUGGAUCCUUUUUCAGUCCUUUGCGUUGAUGUUUUGUACUCUGGCUCAGAGGACUCUGUGGAUUUGUUCAGGUGUAACUGUUUUUUAUGAAAGUCAAGAAGCUGCAGAAAUGUUUGUUUAAAAAAAUUCUCAUGCCAUCACAGCUCAAGAAGUGCCAGAGUACCUUUUAAGUUUUAAGUUUUGCAAACCACCACAAAGUUUUGACAGGCCAAAACAGUAUGUUUCAACCUGACCACUGAGUGCAACAGGUUGACUCAGACAGAAAGUUGAAGUGGACCGCUGAUGUGCAAAGACCGGAGGAAAACAAAAUCUUUCUCAUGAGAUUGAGUGCAGACCUUAUGCAGAGGGAAGUCAACAGUUACUUCACCACUCUGGACCUUUUCUGUGAAACUCACAUGUUGACUUAUCAAACCAGUGUCUCCAAUUUAUGCAAUUUUUAAUGCUGCGUUCCUCUAUUUUACUUUCAGUUUAGUUUGGUCAGAGUUUCAAUAAGCGGUAUUAUAGAACCAUAAUAAGGUUUUGAUAACAGUACUCAGCUCACAUCCUGCUCGAUGCAUGUUAUAACUCUGCUGUUGUGCGGCUUUCUUUGUGGUGACUUGUGAUGGUUUCUGCCCUUUAACUGAAACGUGGUAAAUAUAGAUGACUAAUAGUAGGUUCAUUUCCAGAGAAGCAGCUGUAGUUUGAUUGUAGUCAGAAUAUGAAAAGUAUGUGUAUCUUGUUGGUCUGAAAAGUAAAGGUUGUGUUUAAUAAUAUAGGCAGCAGUAGCUGAGGCAAGUGGUCGUCCAAUGACUGGAAGGUUGGCGGUUCGAUUCCCCUCUAUCCCUAGUUUGUUUGUUGUGUCCUUGGGCAAGACACUUAACCCACCUUGUUCCCAGUGUUUGUCCUCCACUGGUGUAUGAUUGGUAUGUACAUCGCUUUGGAUAAAAGCGUCUGCUAAAUGACAUUGUAAUUUUAAAAACAUUCUUCCUAUUGACCAGCAGGGGGCGACUGUCUGUGUAGAGGUCAAUGAAGAAAUGAGCCUACCUGUCUGAUGUUUCAUAUUCUCAGUAAAGGUUUAAGGAGGCUGUGGCAUUGUCGUGCAUCUCAUAGUGUGACACAGUUCUCCCGCUCUGCUGUGUGUGUCUGAUUAAGUAGAUAAUAUAAACUGGUCUUGCUGCUGUCUUCUGCUGCAACAAUCUCUGAACAAACUUUGCAGUAGAGUGUGGUUUGUUUGAGGUCUGGUGCCAUAAAACUGAACCAGUUCCAAAAGACUGAUGAGGCUGUGGCCUGUUGGGUACAAACUCUACAUAACAUGUGCAGACCAUGGAAAUGGAGGGGAUGGGUAAACUCUGGCAGCCCGAGGCGAGCAGCAGAGGAUUUUCUUUUAUAAAAAUGAUCUAAAACCACAAAUAUUAACUAAUCGAUAAAAUCAAUCCAUCGCCCAGCAGUGGUAUCAUGUUAAAAAACUUGUUGAAAUUUUUGCAGACCAAGAAAAGCUUGUCCUUACUGUUACUUCCAUCAGAGUAGAUUAUUUUGAUGGUCUUCCACCAGGACUCUCAGACCCUCAGAAUAAUGUGAGGGUUCUGUCUAGAACUAAGAAAUUAAACACACGACUCUGCUUUAAAAUCUCUGUCCUAUCUUCCAGUUAACUACAGGAUAGUUUUCUGUCAAAGUCAUGGUUUAGGGUAUUGUUACUUUUGUUUGAUAGAACAGUAAAAGGAAAUGUGAAGAAUUUGAUGUGGAGGAAGACCUGAAAGGGUUUGCAGCUGAGAGUCGAACCAGGAACAAGGACUGCAGCCUCUGCAUAUUUACACCCUGAGACUGUUGGACAAUUGGCGCUUCUGCAGGAUGGAUUUUAAAGCAUCCUUAACAUUUUUACUUUAAAGUCCUGUUGUUAUUAUUAUUAUUAUUAUCAUUAUUAUUUAUCUUCUUCUUCUUCUUCUUCUUCUUCUUCUUAUUAUUAUUAUUAUUAUUAUUUUUACUAUUUAAAGUGUUCUCAGUGGUCUUUAAAUCGUGGUGAUAAAGUUUUUGGUCAAAAUCAUAUUACCUGUGUCAUUUUCAAGGGCUUUUCUUCUGCAGAGCUCCAGUAGCCCAUUAGCAAUUCACCUCUGAGUUGUGGGCGGAGACAGCGCUGCUCGGCGCACUCCUCUUCACGCUAGCUUGCUGCCUAACAUUGCCAGCGUAGUAGAAGUAGCAGGUAACAUAGGAGCUAUUCAGCUCUUGGACACUAAUGUCUUUGGGGACACGAUGAAAGUUAAUAUCAUAAUUAGCUGACUUACGAGCAUUGCAAAAAUCUCCCUGUUACUGAACCUACCGUUUGCAAUUGCCAGAGAUUCACAGCGAUUUGAAUGCAGAAAUACUCAGAAAUGCAAUUUCACACCCACUUUUCUCAUGAUAUGUCCUGUAGCAUCAGAAAAUGCUAUAUGAACAUGUAAACAAGAAGAAAAACAUGAUUUUCAUCAGAGUGGAUCUUUAAUAUUUGAAGUUACUUUGACGACUUGGGUCAGUUUGUUCAGCCUGGAGUACAAAAACUCAACAUGAUGAAGCAGCUUGGAGUCACUGUGCUGCCUGUAACAAACUGCUUUUAAGGAUCAGAUUUCUGCUUUUCACGGGCCUUUGCAUGAGCUAUAUAUGUGUUUGCACUUCAAGCAUCCUGCAGCUGAGGCUACUAAAAAUGUCAUGAUUUGGUCUUGUGAAAAGGAAAGUCUGGUGUAAGUUUGUAAAAUAAAUGUGGAGAUAUUUAGGUGAUGAUGUAGGUGAAGACUGAUGUAAAGAAGAGGAUGAAUGAGACAUGUUUUGACUGAAUAUAAAAUUGAGCUUUGUCUUUCUGGUUUGGCUGGAGGUCAUUCCUGUGGAGGUGGAUUCACUCAUCCUGCAGGCUGUAGAUGGGACCCAGUCUGAGCUUCAGUUCAGCAGUGAUGAAAACUUCAGUCCAGUUCUCCUGAAUCCAUCCCUCUGUGCGAAUGUGGUGCUGAAGGUGAGACUCCCCAAACCUGGCUGUAAUGCAGUUUUUCAUGAGAGCUGGUCAUGUAUCUCGUCUGUUUGGUUUUCUAAUUAAAUAUAGAUUUGAUUUGAUCCAGAAUCUCUUGCAGUCAUGUUUAGCUGAAACAGUUAUGUCUGUCGCCUUAGGUUGUCUACACAGUGAAGUACAGCUCGUCUGGUGAGAUCAUGAAUGUGACGGUGUCUCUGGUGCUUGGAUUUGUCAGUAAAGCUGUUCUGACCCUGGAGCAGGAGUUUCACAUCGCAUUUGUUCAGGUAUGGCCUUACAAAUAUAGAAGCUCAAAACUUGAUGUGUUGAAGUUAAACCUGCCUAAACUGUAGUUUGUAUUUAAGAAGUGGACAUGACCUCAACUCUUAUUUGUUGACUGUUCUUGGAGGACUGCAUUUAGCUUGGGAGACUAGUAAGUAAUAAGACCCUGUUUACAUCUGGAAUUAAUAUCAGAUACAGGAGAUCAGACCUCAAGCCUCAACUCUAGGUGUGUUCGAUCAUCAGUGUUAGCUGGAAUCUGCUCUCAGUCCACACUUGGUAUCUGUGUUCUGGGCCACAUCAAGAACUGUCAGCUCUCUGGCAACAACAGAAACAGACCAUCAGCUUGACUAAUUUAAUACGUCACUGCUGUGUCUCAAAUUGUCAUUCCAACAUGUUGGAUUAAGACAAGGUGGAAGGUCUUAUUCCGGAACUGUUGAACUAUUUGCUCUCACAGUCUCUCACAGAAUGGUGAACCUCUUCCCAGCUUUCCUUCUGAUAGUCUCAGUCUCUCUGAACUUCCUUUUUAGACCCAGUCUUGUUUCUAAGCUGUUGUAAAUUCACCUCAUUGAUCAGCAGACGUUUCUUCAUCUGUUUUUUUUAGCAGUACACUUUUUACCUGUUUUGUUGUUCCUGUAACAACUAAAAACUGUUGCUGACAUCAAACUCUGAAUGAGCAUAUCCUUUACAUAAAACUUUCAUAAGAUUCUUAGGGUUUUGAUGACUUUAAAGUUGUCUUCAUUUCAUUUUACAGAACCCCCCAACUCUUAUGAAAUUUAAGUCGUAUUACAAAGAAGGGAAGUUCACCGUUGACCUAAUAUGGAGGGGUGUUGAGAUGUAGAGCCUUAGUUUCACACAUGUCAUCAUGUAUUUAUUGAGACUGAGUGUUGAACAAUAAUUGCCCUGUGUGUGAACAGGAGGAUCAGGAGGAGGCUGCUGUCCGUUUCAGUGGGAACCCAGGCUAUGUGUUUGGACUUCCCCUCGUGUCCGGGAUAAGAACAGCAGAAUAUCCUUCACCUGCAGAAGCUCUCUUUCUCUUCAUCAACCUUGACACUUAAUAACAUGUUCCAGGAUUUGUCCUUAACAGCUGUCUCCACUGGGAUUUCCAGAAGCAUCAACCUCAGAGACACCCUAUCUGUCCUCCACAGCCCUCAGGACCAGGACUGUCUGCGAGGGCGGCAUCAGCGCUCUCCGGUCCUCUUUGGUGUGGACUCUGUGUCGGGCUGCACAUUAAGGCAUGAUUCUCCUCCCACUCAACAUCUCUCAUUUGUGUCUUUCAGUCCUUAUCUAUAUCUGAUUGUGAUUUGUCUCUUCCCUGCAGUCUGGAAGACGCUGUAAACUGCUCUCAGAUCUAUCAGGUGCUCCUGGAUGUUCUCCGAGGACCAAACUAUCCUCAGUAUGUGGCUUCAUUUGGAAACUCCCCAUUGGACUCUCCUUUGGACUGGGUGCCAAUCAAGAGCAACUUCAAUCCUGGAGUGAGUUCAGAUUGAAAACAAUCUGGAGACACUGGCUGUCUCGACACAAAGAGAAAUUCAUUCGGCCGCCCUCCUGUGUGCUGAGAAAGACAACAAUAAAUAAGACUGACAGUUUUUAUACUGUUAUUUUUUAUUCUUAAAACUGCUGCAGGGAAGGAAGGUUUUAGUGAGGCGGCUGAAGAAAAAAGCUCAGUUAAACAUUUUCAACAUUCAAUUUUGAAAUAAAAAUGAUGAUUUAAACAGUCAAAAGUGAGCAAGAUGAGAUUUUUGUGUCAGAUUACAACUCAGCCAUGUAGAGAACAAGAUAAACAAAGACUUGUGUGUCCACAAGGAGGUGCCAAAACUGACUCAAACCACAAGUUCCCCACAGGAGCUUUAACUAUAUGGUAGAAGUGCUGAAAGUCUUGAAUAAAAAGCAUGAUUUUCUCUGAGGACUGGUUUAAACUCGCCACAUGUAUUUGAUGGGUGUUGAAAUUUUGAGUGAUUUUGGUAUGUGUGUAUCUAAAGUGUGCAACAUAUUUAUAUCUCAGCAUGUCAUGAAUGUUUGAUGUACACGUCACAUGCUAAAAACGCGAUCAGUGGUGUGUUUGUUGUUUUUUUUCUUAUGAGUCCAAAAAAGUCAGACAGCGUUCGUGAUCUUGUUUUGCAGGAGGCCCAGAGUUGUAGCAUCCCGCUGUCUCUUCAUUUGGACAUCGAGUGGACUAAAUAUGGAUCCCUGGUAAACCCUCAAGCUCAGAUUGUGAGCAUCAGAGAAAUCAUCCAGACCAACACCAGCAGUUUGGUAAGAAACAGAGAUUCCGAUAGUGGAACAGAAAUAUUUAAUUUACCUUUAAGACAAAUGUGUCUGUUUUUGUACCUGCUGGCUGUCUUGUUGGUAAUCACAUCAACCUCAGUUCAACUAGAUGAAGGAUUUAAGUCAGCCUGCAAAAAAGUAAGCUCUAGUUUUUAGAAACUUAUCAGUGCAGAAAAUUAAGGAAAUCUUAAAAUAAAGAAAGUUUAAUUCCUACCAACAAGCAGCAGAUUGACACAGAUUUUUAUGGAUUAGAUGUUUUCAUCUGUUUAAAUCCCAGGGUGUGUGAAGUCCAGAGAGGACACUUUUUCAGGGUCAUUUUUUUGUAAAUUUUACAGCCUUUUAUGCUGAUGCUGCUCAAACACUACAAAAGAAAUCACAUCCCUAACUGCUGACACUGGGCAAAAUGUGAUCCUGCUCCUACACUGAUGAUUUAAAACUCCCAUCAGGCAACAGGACUCUAAACUUUGAGUGAAAACCUAAAUAUCGAAUAAGAUUAUUAUGAUGUUGUAAUUGAAAAAUCUGCACACAGCAUUGCUAAGAAAAAGCCACAGAGAACACAAAAAUACCUCUGAUAUUCUGUUGAUCAUAAUGAAGCCGUGAUGAGGAUCUCUCAGUGAAAAGGGUUCAUACUGGACUCUCGGUUCUAAAUCACUUUUUCUAUUUAGAUACAUGGAUUUGAGGUGUCUGUCUCUGCAGAAAACGUCCUCUGUAGGGUGUUUCUGUAAAUCAGACAACAGCAGAGUUGCUUUAGGAGCUUUGAGGAAAAAGGCAGCAGGUUGGAGCUGAACAGACACAGAAGACCCAGGCAGCAUUUUUGUUCAUCUCCUUAACUCUUUGUUAGUCUAUAACAGACGCUGAAGAAAUUAAUGCAUCUUACCAUGAUGCUGGCACGACUGAUGGUAGUGACAGAGGACAAACACAAACACACUGACAUGCGCACAGACAGGCAGCAGAUAAAUAGAUGUAAAUGAAGCCCUUUUCUGUGGGGUUUUAUAAAGUUGUUGGUGAUUUUUGUGUUCUUGAGAGCUCAGCUACUGAACAAUCAAUCAGAAUUUUGUUGUCUCUGUUUCAUCACUUAAAGGGAUAUUCCGGCGUAAAAUUAACUUAAGGUCAAACACACCGUAACACCUUAGACACCCCCUCAAGAGAUGAAUGUUGCUGACUGCUUGCUUCUCUAGUUACACCAACCACGACCACACGAUAGGAGUACAUAAUCAUAAAUGUUCUUCCUUGAGCUGCGAAACUUCACCUGCUGUUCUGAGCAUUAUGUGUGGCUAUAGAGUGGCUUUUUGGUUGAGGUUGGCAUGGAGACGUAGACCGCUGUGUAUUGCUAUCGUGCGGUCAUUACUAAAGUUGGUAUAACUAGAGAAGCAAGCAGUCGGCAACAUUCAUCUGUGUUACGUAGUGUUUGAUCAUGACUUAAUUUGAUGCCGGAAUAUCCUCUUUAACUUUCAUUAACAGCUUAGCCGUAGUCUUUCAAUUAUCACUCAUGUCUUUCUAAGAUAUUUCAACCGAUUUUUGCAGUAUUAGAAAGGACAGCUGAGCAGAGACAGAAGAUGUGGGGAGAAGGCAGUUUAAAGCAGCUUUAGAUUUAAAGCUUUGGGAUCCUGUCAGAGAUAAAAUUGACAAAAGUCUAAUUAUUUUAAAAGACAUAGUAUGAAAAAGCAUUGAGGUAUCAUUUUGUUGAACCUUCCUGUCUACGUUGUGGCUGACUGUGGAGUUUCUUCCUCAGGCUCUGCUCUCAGCAGGCAGCAGCAUCCUUUCAGUCAGCAGCUCAGUGAGCUUCACACCUGUGUCUGCACCUGCACGUCCAGGUUACAGAGCCACGCCCACCAUCAACGCCAAACUGCCCUUUGACUUCUUCUUCCCGUUUGUCUGAACAUGUGUGAACAAGCUGUUACUGUGUGGAUACGGUGUAAAAAGUGUACAAACAUGCUUUUUUAUAUUAUUUAAUAAAUGUUUUAUAAUAAACAAAA